Messenger RNA from Cercospora beticola, 279 nucleotides. RefSeq names its product 60S ribosomal protein eL43 (gene RPL43A). NCBI's taxonomy places the organism in Eukaryota, Fungi, Ascomycota, Dothideomycetes, Mycosphaerellales, Mycosphaerellaceae. Gene Ontology annotation, cellular component: ribosome. The record is from RefSeq and is a predicted model, not a curated record. Gene Ontology annotation, biological process: translation. Gene Ontology annotation, molecular function: structural constituent of ribosome.
AUGACGAAGCGCACGAAGAAGGUCGGAAUCACCGGUAAAUACGGUACCCGCUACGGUGCUUCCCUGCGUAAGCAGGUCAAGAAGAUCGAAAUCUCGCAGCACGCCCGUUACACUUGCACAUUCUGCGGAAAGGUGACUGUCAAGCGUCAAGCAGUCGGUAUCUGGAACUGCCGAUCAUGUGGAAAGACUGUCGCUGGAGGCGCAUACGUCGUGUCGACACCCGCUGCUGCUGCCACCCGCUCUACCAUCAGACGUCUGCGCGAGAUUGCUGAGGUUUAG